Molecule: messenger RNA, 750 nt
Organism: Portunus trituberculatus (swimming crab)
Lineage: Eukaryota; Metazoa; Arthropoda; Malacostraca; Decapoda; Portunidae
Exons: 6
Coding region: 34-567 (177 amino acids)
Source: RefSeq, a predicted model, not a curated record
UACCUUAGGCACUAGUUCCAGUGAAGGCACGUCAUGAACGCUUGGGGCAAUAUAUGUCGCUCGUUAAACCUGAUAGUUUCGUUCGUCUUGUUUUACACUACAUAUUUCCAGACUGACCGAGAGAACGGAUUCAUGUGGACAAUGGUAUUCUUGAUGCCUGCCCUCCUCACCUUCAUUGUGUCCGCCCGUCCGCAAAUUAUGGAGAUAGUGGAGUUGCACGCAGUGUGGUCAGUCAGCUUUGGGUUCCUGUUGUGUCUGCUCGUGUACCUCGUGGGGGUAGCGUUGAGGGCCGCUGCUCGAGGCCCUCCUUUCCUUGAAGCAGACUCAUCCAUCCUGCCUGUUCUCCCCAUUCACCGAGAGUCUUGGGACGUGAUCUCCGUGUCUCUGAUGCUGAUGUGGCUGAAGUUUCUUAGUAAGGCGACCAAAGAAAACCUCAGGGAGGCAGGGACGACCACGCCACAGGUAUCUGCAUUGAGGAUGCUGAAGAUGACCCUUUUGUUUACUGUGUUCAUGGGAUGUAUGGUGACCGUGUACUUCGCAAGCUACUCAUACUCACCUACCUUCUAGGAUAAUUUUAUCAACCCACCUAUAUGCCAGCGAUACCACACUUGUUGCCCCACACACAUAAACACAUUAUCCACACCUUUACGCCUGUAUGCAAUGUAUAGGAACAUAAAAUAGCGUUCCAGUUAAAGAAAUGUUAUCAAGGUAAAAUUCACAUUACCAAAUAAAACAGUAUAAUACUAUCUU